Molecule: messenger RNA, 2148 nt
Organism: Hemicordylus capensis (graceful crag lizard)
Lineage: Eukaryota; Metazoa; Chordata; Lepidosauria; Squamata; Cordylidae
Gene: RBMX
Product: RNA binding motif protein X-linked
Exons: 10
Coding region: 175-1014 (279 amino acids)
Biological process (GO): positive regulation of mRNA splicing, via spliceosome
Cellular component (GO): spliceosomal complex
Molecular function (GO): RNA binding
Source: RefSeq, a predicted model, not a curated record
CAUGCGCACUUGCUCCCGCCUCUUCUCCGUUUCUUUCGGAGCCGUCCAUCCGGGCUUCUGGGCGUCGUUGGGACGUGCUUACGUCAGCUAUAUAAGGGCCUUCAGCCCCUUUGUUCCUUCUCAGUGCGUCGUUGCUCUUCUGCUGGCGGGGACGAGAUCCCAAACGAUAUCAAGAUGGUUGAAGCAGAUCGUCCUGGGAAACUCUUCAUUGGUGGACUGAACACAGAGACCAACGAAAAGGCUCUUGAAUCUGUCUUUGGCAAAUAUGGCCGCAUAGUGGAAGUUCUUCUCAUGAAAGAUCGAGAAACAAACAAGUCAAGAGGAUUUGCUUUUGUCACCUUUGAGAGCCCAGCUGAUGCCAAGGAUGCUGCCAGAGAUAUGAAUGGAAAGUCCUUAGAUGGAAAAGCCAUUAAAGUUGAACAAGCUACCAAGCCAUCCUUUGAAAGCGGUGGCAGACGUGGGCCCCCACCCCCUCCAAGAAGCAGAGGUCCUCCAAGAGGCUUUAGAGGUUCAAGAGGCGGAAGUGGAACACGGGGGCCCCCUUCAAGAGGGAGUCAUUUGGGUUCUUCUAGAGGUCCCCUUCCGAUGAAGAGGGGCCCACCUCCACGUAGUGGGGGUCCACCACCUAAAAGACCUGCACCUUCAGGACCUGUGCGUAGCAGCAGUGGAAUGGGAGGGAGAGCACCACUGUCACGUGGCAGAGACAGCUAUGGAGGGCUUCCACGCAGAGAGCCACUGCCUUCCCGAAGAGAUGUCUACUUGUCUCCAAGAGAUGAUGGCUACAGUACUAAAGACAGUUACUCAAGUCGAGACUAUCCAAGUUCCAGAGACACAAGGGAUUAUGCACCACCGCCAAGAGAUUAUGCAUACCGUGAUUAUGGUCAUUCCAGUUCACGUGAUGAGUAUCCCUCGAGAGGUUACAGCGACCGUGAUGGCUAUGGAGGGCGUGACCGGGACUACUCGGAUCACCCAAGCGGAGGCUCUUACAGAGAUUCUUAUGAGAGUUAUGGCUGACCACUGUUGUUACGAUGAUGAGACCUGAGGCAGCGCAUGGCUCUAUAGUGGACAACAUACAGCAUGUUGGCUGUAACAGUACAACAGGCAAGUCCUAGGUACUGGGAUAAUAGUGGCUGUCAUCAGAACUGAAGCUUAGAGAGAGUGCAGCUGAUGAGCGGGCUGAACAUUCACUUGCUAUGUGUAACGAAGGCAUUUUGGAGGAGAGUCAGAUCUUAAAUGCCAUUGUCAGUCUUGGUUAUAGGCACUGGAUGAUGUGCAUAAAGCCACCAGGAAGGUUUUUAGGUGUUGGGGCAACUUGCCAAUGAUUUGGGCAGCAACAAUUCUAGGAUGUAGCUUGUUCAGUGGUGGUAGUAGAUAAGCCACACGUGGGCCUUUUCUGGAGUGUUUCCGGGGGGGCACUCUUGUAUGUUUGGGAUCAGCAUGGCAUUUGUUACAUUUUUAUACUGCCAAAAUGGGUGUCUCAUGGCAGUUCACAUGCUUGGGCUAGACAGUAGGGUUUGGAUAGAGUUGCUGCAAAAUCCUUCCUAGCAUGUUAGGAAAGGGUCAGGAGGCCAUAAAUGGCAUGACUUGUGGUAGUCUCAUGAACUUAAACUAAAUUAAGACCACUUUGAAUAAAAUGUGCCAUGUAAUACAUCUGGUCUGCUUCCCUGCAUAGACAAAACAAAAUGUUUAGCAAUAAGGCGUGUCGCAUUAAAGCAGGGGUUGGACUACAUCUCCCAAUAUCCUCAGGCACAAUGGCCUUUGGCUGCUGUGGCAGGGAUAAUGGGACUUGUAGUCCAACUGGGGACCUGUUGGAGAACCCCUGCUUUAAUGACUAUCCACUUGCUAAGUCUUUAAGGUGUCCUGACACUUUGUGUUUUUCUGAUAGACUAACCCCCUGGAAGUGUUUAGAAAUCUGAAAUUGAUGUGAACUAGGUUGAGGCCCUCUGCUCUCUAGGCUCUUUGGUCCCACGGGUGAGCUAGUACCAUAAACUUAAAUAGUUGACUUGUUCAUCAAACCUAGGCAGAAAUCUGUUUCAAAAUGAGAGAGAACUCCCAGCCCUAAAGUAAUUGGAGCUUCCUACAACUAAAGCCCCCAGAUACCAAAAUCUUUGUAUUCCAGCAACUGUUCAAUAAAGUUGUGCACCUUAA